This is a messenger RNA of Ipomoea triloba (trilobed morning glory), 1719 nucleotides long. RefSeq names its product glycine-rich cell wall structural protein-like. The transcript is spliced from 2 exons. The coding region runs from base 1 to 1719 and encodes 572 amino acids. Lineage: Eukaryota; Viridiplantae; Streptophyta; Magnoliopsida; Solanales; Convolvulaceae. The record is from RefSeq and is a predicted model, not a curated record.
AUGGCAGCUUCAAAACUGGCUUGCAUGGCUUUCAUGGCAGCGUCAAAAGGGUUUUGCAUAGUUAUUGUGGCUCUAUUAAGCUUAGCGCUAACUUUGUCUGCCCAUAGAGUUCGACCGUCAAUAACGGCUUCUAUUGGCGCAAGAGAAAUGAUUGAAGUGCUUAAAUCACAGGUUGAUGGUCAUGUUUUGAAACCUAGUGAAGCAGCUGGUAUCCUUGGAGAAGGUCCUCAUUUUGGUGGGAUUCCUGGUUGGGGUGGAGGGGGAGGGGGAGGGGGAGGGGGUGGAGGUGGUAUUGUUGGCCCUGGGUUUGGUGGUGGUGGUCCUGGUGUUUGGGGUUGGGGUAGGGGUGGAGGAUGGGGCGGUUUUGGCCCUGGUUUUGGGAGAGGCGGCGGUGGCGGGGGCGGUGGAGGAGGAGGUGGUCCUAGUUAUGGUCCUGGUUAUGGGAGAGGCGGCGGUGGCGGUGGUGGUGGUGGAGGCGGUGGUCGUGGCCCUAGUUAUGGCCCGGGUUAUGGGAGAGGCGGCGGUGGAGGCGGUGGUCGUAGCCCUAGUUAUGGCCCGGGUUAUGGCGGUGGCGGCGGUGGGGGAGGAGGUGGUCAUGGCCCGGGUUAUGGGAGAGGCGGCGAUGGUGGCGGCGGUGGUGGUGGAGGUGGUGGUCAUGGUCCUAGAUAUGGUCCUGGUUAUGGAAGAGGCGGUGGUGGUGGUGGUGGUGGUUAUGGUCCGGGUUUUGGGAGAGGCGGUGGUGGUGGAGGAGGAGGAGGAGGUGGUGGCGGCGGCGGUGGUCUUAGUCCUAGUUAUGGUCCUAUUAUAGGUAGAGGAGGUGGAGGUCCUAAUUAUGGUAGUGGAGGAGGAAAUAGCCCUAGUGUAGGUUGGGGAAGAGUGCCUAAUUAUGGUUCUGGUGGGGGUGGAGGAGGAGGAGGGGGAGGUGGUGGCCCCCCUAAUUAUGGUCCUAGUAUAGGGGGAGUAGGUGGUGGAGUAAAGGGUCCUUAUUGUGGUCCAAGUGGAGGCGUUGGAUGUCAUCCUCAGUUCCCCGGUGGUGGUGGUGGGGGAGGAGCUCCCACACUUCAUCCAUCACUCAGAUCACACGCCAUGGCAGCUUCAAAACUGGUUUGCAUGGCUUUCAUGGCUUCCAUGGCUUUACUUCUUGCCUUAUCAUUCAGCUCAGCUCAGAGUGCCGAGCCAUCUUCACCGCAACACAUUUCCACCAUUAACGCUGACGGCGGCGAAGACGCUAGCGGUGGCCUCAAGGCUCGCGUCUUAGGUGACUACAGCGACCGCCACCACAAACACCGCCGCCAUCGCCACCACCACUAUCACUACUGGCCGUACUGGUACUGGCGCGGCUACUGGCCGCACUGGGGCUGGCGCGGCUACUGGCCGCGCUGGGGUUGGGGUUGGCGCGGCCACUGGGGGCUGCGAGCCCGCCGCGGCCUUGUGGAAGAUCACGGCAAAGCGCGUGAAGGGACUGGCGCCGGUAGUGGCGGCGGAUUUGGCUCCGGGAAUGGCCGCGCCGGCGCCGGCGGUGGAGAGGCCGCCGGAGGCGGUAGUGGCAGCGGAUAUGGGACCGGAAGCGGCGGAGGGGAUAUACACGGCUACGGUGAAGGACACGGCGGCGGCUACGGCGGAGUUCCAACUCCGGGGAGUUAUCAGUGCAAGCCACAAAAUUGCAUUGGAAAAGAUUGUAACGAAAUUAUGAUUCACCUUGAUGAAGUCUAUACUUAA